Messenger RNA from Chelonus insularis, 1182 nucleotides. Its product is annotated as methylglutaconyl-CoA hydratase, mitochondrial-like. Gene Ontology annotation, biological process: fatty acid beta-oxidation. Lineage: Eukaryota; Metazoa; Arthropoda; Insecta; Hymenoptera; Braconidae. The coding region runs from base 152 to 1057 and encodes 301 amino acids. Gene Ontology annotation, cellular component: mitochondrion. The transcript has 3 exons. The record is from RefSeq and is a predicted model, not a curated record. Gene Ontology annotation, molecular function: catalytic activity.
UAAGUUUGCAUGUGUCUACCAUUCAUUUUGAAUAAUUAAUAUAAUAUAACUGUUAAAUAAUAUUUAUAUUUAGUAUUAAAUUCUGUUAUUGACACUUUUCAUUGAUUAUAGUGAUUCAGAUCGAUCAUCUUGUCUUCUUCAUUAAAUCAGCAUGGUUGGGUUAAUAUCAAGAUUGAAAACCAAGCAAAUGGUUCAUGAUUGUUUGUCAAUCGUUAAGAGAAUGUCUACCCGAGCUCUUCGAGAUCCAGAAGAUAAAGUGAGAGAAGUAAGAUUAAGUUAUCUUGAUGGAAAAGACAAUGGAAUAGCUGUGCUAAGUUUGAACAGACCUGAAGCAAAAAAUGCUUUGAGUAAGAACAUGGUAGCAGAAUUGCUGAAAGCAGUCUCUAUCAUUCAUCAGGAUGAAAAAAUUCGAGUACUUAUUGUCCGUAGUUUAGUACCAAAAAUAUUUUGUGCUGGUGCCGAUUUACGUGAACGUUUCCAAAUGAGUGAAGAUGAUAUUCGUCAGUAUAUUCUCUCUCUACGGAGUUUUAUGAAUGAUCUUGAAUUGGUACCUGCUCCAGUGAUAUCAGCGAUUGAUGGUGCAGCUUUAGGUGGAGGAUUAGAGCUUGCGCUAGCAACUGAUAUCAGAACUGCUGUAAGUGAAGCGAAAAUGGGUCUGGUGGAGACCAAAUGGGCAAUUAUUCCAGGAGCUGGAGGUACUCAGAGACUACCAAGGGUCAUUGGACCUGCGAAAGCAAAAGAAUUGAUUUAUACUGCUAAAAUUAUUGAUGCUAAUGAAGCUAAAGAAAUAGGAUUGAUAAACCAAGUCGUACCUCAAAAUAAAAUUGGAGAUGCUGCUUAUCAAUCAGCUCUAGAAAUUGCUCGUCAAAUUCUUCCUAAUGGUCCUAUUGGUGUCAAGAUGGCUAAAGUAGCUAUCUCCAAAGGAAUUGAGAUGCCUAUAGAGGGUGGAUUUCAAAUAGAAAAAAAAUGCUAUGAACAGCUACUUCAUACUAAAGACCGCAUUGAAGGAUUAGCUGCUUUCUCUGCCAAACGCAUUCCUAUAUAUCAAGGAAUUUAAUUUUUUAAAUGUGAUCGGGGUUAACCCUUGUGUUCAUACCCGGGUACUCGAGUGUCCACAGUGUUAUAUUUGCAUAAAAAAAAAUAAUAAUUUAAUAUUGAGCUCCCGGCUCAAAAGCAAUUAAA